AUGUCAAGCGAGGGCGAGUGCAGCAUCUGCCUCGAGCCGCUGGUCGACGACUUGAGCUGCCUGCCCUGCGGCCACGUCUACCAUGGCAAGUGCGCAGCCAUGUCUCUGCGCGCCAAGCGGCAAUGCCCGACCUGCCGCGCGCCGUGCCAGCCGCAUCACACGACCAAGCUCUUCUACAUGCCGCCGGCGGCCCCAUGUGCGCGUCCGUCCAACGACACGGUCGACAACGAGGGCACGAUCAACGUCCGCGAGAUCCAAGCCAUGAACAAGUCGCUGGCCUCGCGGGUCGGCGCGCUCGAGGCGCGGCUCAAAAAUCAAACCCAAGAUAUGGUGAUGUACGAGCAACGGGUCCUCGACGCCACUAGCGAAAUCACGACCCUCAAGAAGGCCAACGAAGUGCUCAAGAAGGCCAAACACGACGCCAAGUACGCGCAACUCAAGCUCCAGCAGGAGGCGGUCGAGAUGCGGGCGACCUUGAAGCAGCUGCAGGCUCAAGUCGGCGCAGCCUCGGUCGCCGCUUCCAUUCAAAUGUUCAUUGCCACCAACCAGAUCAGCGUCCUGGAAGCCGAGUUGCAGCGCCCGCACGACGUCAUUCUCGCGCUUAAGACCUCGAACCGGUACCGCGCCGAGCAAUACGAGAAGCUGAUGGCCAAAGUCCGCGCCCUCGAGCGAGCAGCCAAGCGUCCCGCGGCGCCCUCCAGCCCCGAGCGCGCGCCCAAACGCCCACGAAAACCCGAGAGCAAGAAGCCCGCGCCGGUCGUCGACCUCACUGACGUGCUCUCGCCGCUGCCCAAGACGCGCCGUACGCCAACAACCUCCGAGCCACCCGUGCCACUCUAUACAAAGGGGCAAGUGCCCGUGUACCAGCGAGCAGCAACGCGCUCGUGGAUCUGA
Messenger RNA from Saprolegnia diclina VS20, 894 nucleotides. RefSeq lists its product as hypothetical. NCBI's taxonomy places the organism in Eukaryota, Oomycota, Saprolegniomycetes, Saprolegniales, Saprolegniaceae. Gene Ontology annotation, cellular component: nucleus. The coding region runs from base 1 to 894 and encodes 297 amino acids. The transcript is spliced from 2 exons. Gene Ontology annotation, molecular function: ubiquitin protein ligase activity. The record is from RefSeq and is a predicted model, not a curated record. Gene Ontology annotation, biological process: interstrand cross-link repair; protein ubiquitination.